Molecule: messenger RNA, 384 nt
Organism: Cryptococcus wingfieldii CBS 7118
Lineage: Eukaryota; Fungi; Basidiomycota; Tremellomycetes; Tremellales; Cryptococcaceae
Exons: 3
Coding region: 1-384 (127 amino acids)
Source: RefSeq, a predicted model, not a curated record
AUGUCCGCCCAGCAGAACCGCUAUCCUACCAUUCGAAUGCGCCACGAAACCAUCAUCAAGGCGUUGUACGAGAUGAUGGUGUACGAUGGUGAGGCGGCAGCCGAUAUUCCCCACGGGGCCCUCAAAGCCCUCUCUACUUCAUACUUCUUCUUCGCACCGGUGGCGCGCUCCUCCCUCUACCCCAACCUCGUUGUCUCUGGCGACCCGUCCUUGGACGUCGCACUCCCCACCCCUCAAAACACGAACCAAGGCACCAUCCGAUGGUGCCUUGGUUCGUGUUUUGAGGGGUGGGGAGUGCGACGUCCAAGGACGGGUCGCCAGAGACAACGAGGUUGGGGUAGAGGGAGGAGCGCGCCACCGGUGCGAAGAAGAAGUAUGAAGUAG